CGACGCGGCCCGCGGGGCGCCACUCGCCUGCCGCCAUCACAGCUUACGCCAUUUAUAGUUUGGUAGAUUGACUGAAACGCCCUCAAUGAGAAAACAGGGAAAUUAGGAGUCAUGCCACCACCUGACGAUGAAGUGCGCAAGGGUAAAGAAAUGCUUUUACAAACAUAUCUGGCAUCGUUAGAUCAACAUGCUCCCAGAUCCUCUACAUCUACAGGUGGAGAGCCCAAAACAGCAACUGAUAAAAAUGUUGCUGCAGCAGAGGCAGAUAACAGAAAUGAAGCCGAAGAUGGCAUAACUUACUAUGUGGAUGAGUCGGGGAAGUACUAUUAUCGACCCACUAUAAAUCCGAAUCAAGAAGAGCCAGUAUAUGUGGAUGGGGAGUUCUAUCAAACUCUUGCGUUGGUGCCCUCACAAACAGAAAAUGGAGAAGUAACCUAUGUUGUUGUUGUGCAAGAAGAUAGUAAGGCCGGAGUGAAGCAAGAGAAGAAUACUGAUGAUGUUUAUCAAUUUGAAGAAGAGGAAGAGGAGGACGAUGUCAUCAUUGUUGAAGAAGAGUCACAGAAGCUCCAGAAGCAGCAAAAGAAAUCUAAGCAGACGACUAGACACCAUCGUAAUGGCUCACAUUUUGAUUGCAAACUAUGCAGUUAUAAAAGCCACAGAAGGUACUUGCUUAUGCGUCACAUGAAAAGUCAUUCUGAACAGAGGCCCCACCAGUGUGAUGUCUGCGAACGGGGAUUCAAGACCAGCACAUCAUUGCAGAAUCACAAAAAUAUGCAUAAUGGGGUCAAGCCACAUCUUUGCAAAUACUGCAAGAACUCUUUUACGACUUCUGGCGAGCUUGUUCGCCACAUCCGCUACAAGCACACCCAUGAGAAACCACAUCGCUGUACAGAGUGUGAUUAUGCUUCAGUGGAGCUAUCCAAAUUGAGAAGGCAUAUGCGCUCCCACACUGGUGAACGACCUUACCAGUGCCAGCAUUGCACGUACGCAUCUCCAGAUACGUUUAAGCUGAAGCGCCAUCUACGCACGCAUACUGGAGAAAAACCGUAUAAGUGCGAUCUUUGCAGCAUGCGAUUCACACAAUCCAAUUCAUUGAAGGCGCACAAGCUUAUUCACAAUGUUGAUGAAAAGCCUGUUUUUGAGUGUGAGCUCUGCCCAGCGAAGUGUGGUAGAAAGACUGAUUUAAGGAUUCAUAUCCAGAAGCUACAUACAUCUGAGAAGCCUCUCAAAUGCAAGCGCUGUGGGAAAAUGUUCCCUGAUAAAUAUACCUGCAAGAUGCAUAAUAAGACCCACGAAGGGGAGAAAUGCUAUAAAUGCAAGCUUUGCCCAUACGCCUCAGUAACUUUACGUCACCUGAAGUCUCACAUGCUCAAGCAUACAGGGGAAAAACCAUUUGUAUGUGACCAAUGCAAUCAAUCCUUCAGGCAGAAGCAACUCUUACGUCGCCAUCAGAAUUUAUAUCAUAAUCCUGACUAUAAGCCGACACCACCGAAGGAGAAAACUCACACUUGUCAAGAGUGCAGCCGUACAUUCGCUCACAAGGGCAAUCUUAUACGCCAUUUGGCUAUUCAUGACCCUGAUUCAAAUCAUAAGGCACAUGCUCAUGCACUUAAAAUUGGCAGACAGAAGAAAUUACAGAUUGUUGAUGGUCAAGUGACGGUUACUGAACCUGAGGUUGUGUGUGAUGAAAUAGCCACUGUGACACCAGUGCAACACAUUGAUGAAGAAAACAAUGCUAACGAUGAUAACAAUGUUGAAGAAGACAAUGCCGAAGAAAAUGAUGAAGAUGUGAUAACUGUUGCCAACAUGGGAGGUCAACGAUUUGUGUUGAUGAUGGAGAUGGUGGAUGGUGCACAUGGCUCUAGAGAAGAAGUGACAGUCCUACCUUCGAUUUCGUUGGAUUGCGAUGAUGAUAAUGAAAUACCUGAUGCUGAAGAAGAAAAUGAUCAUGAGAGCAAUGCUGAGCCAGAUGUAGAUAAAUGCUUUGGUUUUGGGGAUGAGGAUGAAGAUGACGAGGAUGAAGAGGAGGACGACAUGGACGACGUGGAGUAUGAUGAACAACAAGAAGUUGAAGAGAACGAAGUAGAGGAAGAAGAAGAAGCAGAAGAUGAUGAUGAUAUAGAGGAGAUAAUUGAUGACGACCAAGAUGAUGGAUUGAAUCUAGUAGAAGUGAUGAUUGAAUAUGACGAAUCACAGGAAAAUGCCAACUAAUUUGUUUCUUUCUUAAUAAACCUAUCUUUGUAUAUCGGCAAAACGGGUAGAAUAAGAACAUUGGAUAGAAUCAAGUAAUCAUAAGUCUUUCGGAAAAUAGAUUGAUAUAAAAUAUCAUGAAGUAUAAUUGUUAUGAUGGAAUGUAUUAUGCUGAUUGUAUAUUUACAUAAUCUAGAGGCAAGGAUGCACUUACUUGCAUGUAAUUUUAGUGUAUAAUAUUACGCUAAUUUCGAGUUAUGAAAUCAGUGUCUAGAGCUAUGGUAAAAAUAUUGUUAGCUUGAUCUGUAUAUUAUUUUAAAUAGAUUUAUAUUUUAGAGUAUAAUGCAUGAACCUUGACUGUCACUCGAGAUUGUCAAAAUGAGUGUGUAAAAAGUAAUUGUUCACUGCCUUUUUUUUUCACUCCUGGCGAAGUGCUUGUUAUGUAAAAAAUAAUAUUCGUAUAAAACUUCUACUGCUUAACCUAACUUAAAGAAACAUUUAAUGUGCAAACAUGUAAGUACUUAUCAACACCUUUAUGAAUUCUCAUCAAAAGUGGUCGAAGAUCAUGGUUUCAAAAGUUUUGUAGAAGCUUUGAAUCCGAGUAACGAAUUGCCCAAUAGAAAAUUAAUAUCAAAAACCUUAAUACCAUGCCGGUAUUUAGAUUGUUAAAGACAAAUUAUGGAAUUAGUCCAAAAGGCAAAAAAAGGCCGUCUUACUACGUACUGCAGGACUUCUCAGGUCAUGGAUGUAUAUUUAGCUGUGACAGCUCAUUUCCUGAUUGACUAUGAACUGAGAACGGUUUUGCUGCACUGUGAAAAAUUCAGUGGCACACAUACCACUCAUUGGCAGAGUCUUAAUAGAGAAUAACUUAUAAGUACUUAACAACAAAUCAAUAGAGUGUUCUUGGUCCAUGUAUUUGUUUGUUGCUUAUACUUGGCAGCAGCAAACUGUUAUUAUCAAAUAAUUGUUGUGGUAGAUUUCCUCUAUUUAUUCCAAUCAAAAGUAACUAAAAGUAGUUGUUUAAAUGUUCUCUAUCGAACCUGCGUUUCGUGACGUGGUGUAAUCAUAAAUAAUCACAACUAGGUUUAAUUUUAUUUUUGACCAAAAACACCCUUAAGUACAGUGGUAAUAGACACGGCAAGUAAAUUAAGUGAAAAAUUGUGUAAUAUUUAGUAAAACCACUACCAAUAUGAA
Leptidea sinapis is the source of this 3384-nucleotide messenger RNA. Its product is annotated as transcriptional repressor CTCFL-like. The record is from RefSeq and is a predicted model, not a curated record. Gene Ontology annotation, molecular function: RNA polymerase II cis-regulatory region sequence-specific DNA binding; DNA-binding transcription factor activity. Gene Ontology annotation, biological process: regulation of transcription by RNA polymerase II. The transcript has 15 exons. NCBI's taxonomy places the organism in Eukaryota, Metazoa, Arthropoda, Insecta, Lepidoptera, Pieridae. The coding region runs from base 112 to 2211 and encodes 699 amino acids.